UAGAUUUAAGGUGCACAAUAUUUCUUCAUUUCUGCAUUGUCGUUUAAACUAAAUGAAUCCUCUAGAACUGACAUCAAAGGCGCCAAACCAAAAGUAAUAAUUACACAAUCAGUUUCUGUUACUUUUGAUUCGGCUCUAUUAGCCUCAAGACUUUUCGGCGUGACCUAUUCAUCGAGUUACGACUGAUGACAAAUAAUGCCGAAAUUCGGCGCUAAUGAUCUGAAAGAUCUCGAGUCCUACGAGCGGUUACAUCAUGAGUGAACGUUUCUCCGUCAUCUCCGUAUCUCCGCAAUAUAUCGAAUUACACAACCGUUUUCGACUCUUAACCCACGCCAAAGUUUUCUGCGUGUAAUAUAAAGAAAAAGAAACAGCUAACUUAUUGGAAUCAUCCACUGGUGUAAAAGAGAACGAAAGGAUCCAAAGAUCACGAUUGGCGUGGCACGAUUGCAAUAAAUAGAAAGCACCUUCUUCGUCCGAGAAAACCGGCGUGAACCUGCGAAUCCUAAAUCCGGAUUGGUCGACGAUUCGUGUGGGAUCUCGUGGAAACCCUUAUAGAUCAACGAAGCGGAUUCGCGAUACAAUUCUGUGACGAUCCAUGUUGAAACUCGGAGCAGCCAGCUAUAAGCAACUCUAUUUCGACAGGUGUUAAAAAAAUGUUUUGGUGCUGCGGUUUCCUGAGCUUUCUUCUUCUACUUAGUGAUGUGUACGGCGAUAUUUCGAAGAGCAGAGUACGACGCCAAAAUGGUCAACCUGCCCAAAAUGGUCAACUGAUUGAUAACAUUUUUAACAUUCCAAUUACAGCAAUCAGACAAACCGCAUCCGUCGUCCAAGCUUUUUCACCAGAGAACACGGAGACGAUAAGCAAUAUCGUUAAGAUCCCCGUUUCAACCCUGGAAGCUGUCGGCACACUUGUAAAAAAUACCAGGGAGCAAAGACAAAACCCAGAAAAUAUUUUAACUCGUCAAGAGAGGAGAGAACGCAUUUUAGCUAUAAAGGAACAGAAAAGAAAGCGAAAGGAAGAAAUCCAAAAUCAACGAUUGCAAGAGCAAUUGAAGAGACCCGUUAGACAUUAUCACAAGGAUCCGCUUGGAUUAAAUGCAUUGAGCAAUCUUCUGAUUGGACAUCACAGUGGACUUUUCGGCCAUCAUUCUGGAUUGGGUGGCAUCCAUGGGAUUCACGGAGGUCAUCACCAUGGUCACGGCCAUCACGGAGGUCAUCAUGGUCAAGGAAUUCUUGGCAGUCAUGGACAUCGUCCGCAACAUACCUAUGAGGUCCACGAAGAUAUUAAUGAAGAUACAACUUUUUCCUGGCACGGUUUAACCGCUGGAUUUGGCACUUUCUAUGGAACUCGACCUUCUAGCACCUCUUUUAAAAUUGAGAAUAAAAUCGCUCCUAAAGACAAGAAUCAGAAGAUUUCUAAAUAUCCAAAUGAUGACGCGAAUUUACAAAACAAAACUGUAAAAGUUACAAAUAAGCCAGUAUACGAAUACGACGAUCCGCCGCUGGAAAAUAAAAUUGCACCCAGAAAUGGAAGAGUGACAUUUAUGCAAUAAUGAUGUAAAUAUGUAAUAAUAUGAAAUAAUUAAAUUAGAUAUAAUUUUUAUCUGGAAUUAUCGUUUAUAUAUCGCUUUGCCUAUU
Molecule: messenger RNA, 1638 nt
Organism: Pogonomyrmex barbatus (red harvester ant)
Lineage: Eukaryota; Metazoa; Arthropoda; Insecta; Hymenoptera; Formicidae
Source: RefSeq, a predicted model, not a curated record